Stegodyphus dumicola is the source of this 1749-nucleotide messenger RNA. RefSeq lists its product as uncharacterized. NCBI's taxonomy places the organism in Eukaryota, Metazoa, Arthropoda, Arachnida, Araneae, Eresidae. The record is from RefSeq and is a predicted model, not a curated record.
AUGGAUGAUUUAGAAACACUAAAACAGAAGCGGAAAGCAAUUAGGAGUAAAAAAGGCUGUACUGAAGAAGAAUACGAAAGAGAAUUUAGUGCAGCUCAAGAAUAUUACGAUAAAUUAUCUACGUUGAAAGUAAAAGAAAACAGGAAAAAGGAUAAGUGUUCACAGCCUUCUACUGGUUCACCGAAUAGCAGUUCUUCAUCAGGAAUAGUUACGGCCGCAAAACAGAAAUUGCCAGAGAUCGAACUGGUGAAGUUCGAUGGAGAUUCCCGAAAGUGGUUGACGUUUUGGACAAGGUUUAGUAAAAUACAUGAAGAUACUCGCAUCGACAAGAGAGACAAGUUUCAUUAUCUACUACAAUCUACGAAACCUGAGACUGCGCCAAGAGCAAUAGUGGAGAGUUUUCCUGCUACGGAAGAAAAUUACGAAAAAGCCGUGAAGUAUCUCAAAGAACGAUUUGGAAAUGAAAAUGUUUUAAUUCAAAUUUAUGUUAGAGAGCUAUUAAAACUGGUAAUCAAUGACAAACAAAAGAUAGACUUAUUAACUCUUUAUGACAAGUUGCAAACUCAACUACGCGCGUUGGAAUCACUCGGUUUAACUAAAGAUAAAUUUGCAGUUGUUUUAUUUCCUUUAGUGGAAUCAGCACUUCCUGCUGAUUUAAUACAAUUUUGGGAAAGACAACGAGGUAUGUCUCCUGAAACAACAGGUAAGAAUGAUUUAGAGUCAUUAAUUGAUUUUCUAAAAAGGGAAGUAGAGAUUGAAUUUAGAGUUAAACUUACACAUGAUGUUUGGGGUUCUGAUAAAGUAAGUAAUAAGAAAAAUAAGUUUUUUGACACAAUACCUGUUGUUCCAACUGCAUGUGAACUAAUUAAUGCAAAUAGUAGUAAGUGUAAUGUAGAUAAUUUUCAAAAAUUCUGGAAAUCCAAUAUAAGAAGUGUUGUGCCAGAGGAAGAUUCCUCCACGGAAGGAGAUGUGUCUGUUUUGGGCCUUGUAUGGCAUACAGUUACAGAUACCUUAUCUUGGAAAAUAAGUCAAGAUAUAAAAUUGGAUGACCCAGUUACUAAAAGACUAGUUUUAGCAGUAGCUCAUCAGGUGUUUGACGUUAUAGGGCAUACGGCUCCUGUAAUGUUGAUUUCAAAACUAAUUUUACAGGAAACUUGGAAUUUAAGGCUUAAAUGGGACGAUAUUCUUCCCGAUGAAUUAACCAAAAAGUAUAGGUUUUGGCUUAAAAAGUUGUACUUGCUAUCCAGUAUCCAAAUACCUAGAUAUGUAGGUCUCAAAUCUAUUAAUGAAGCUGAAAUCAGGUCGUUGACCUCCCCCACUGUAUGGCGACAUGUCCCUGGUAGUCUCAAUCCUGCUGACCUACUUUCUAGAGGUUGUUAUGCAGAUCAAUUAAUAGAACGAAAAUGGUGGGAGGGACCUGAUUGGUUACGGGAAGAUGAGGCAAAUUGGCCUAAAUCUAAUGAUGAACCAGAUGAGGAUUUGGUUAAUUCAGAAAUACGAGAAAUUGUCUUGCUGGAGGAUCAAAAUAAAAACCGUGCAUAUUGGAAUUUAGCACGCGUUAUUCGAGUGAUCCCUGGUCGAGAUGGCAACAUAAGAGUUGCUCUUGUAAAAAGUAAUAAUUCAGAGUUCUUGAGACCAAUACAGAGAUUGUUUAGAUUAGAACUGGAUAAUAUAAUAGAUAAUACUCAAAAUGAGCAAGUUCCUUUCACCACCAGUAGUGGUAGAGUUGUAAAAUCACAAAUAAUGUAA